AUGACCGCGACGAACGCCAGCCCGAAGCGGCAGAUCACCGUCGGCGUGCUCGCCCUCCAGGGCGCCUUCAGUGAGCAUAUCCAGCUGCUGCGCCUGGCCAUCGCGAGCCUGCGCGCCCGGAAAGUCCAUGACGCCGCCGCCGCCGACUGGUCCUGUAUCGAGGUGCGCACGCCCGCGGAGCUCGCAACCUGCGACGCUCUGAUCCUGCCCGGCGGCGAGAGCACGACGAUGUCCCUUGUUGCUGAGAGGUCGGGCAUGCUGGAGCCGCUGCGGGAUUUUGUCAAGGUGCAACGCAAACCCACCUGGGGGACCUGCGCUGGCCUGAUCUUGCUCGCAGAAUCUGCGAACCGUACCAAGAAGGGCGGCCAGGAGCUCAUCGGCGGUCUCGACGUCCGCGUGUCCCGCAACCACUUCGGCCGUCAAACCGAAUCCUUUACCGCAGACCUUGACCUCCCAUUCCUUCGCACUGCUCAGGCAGUUGACACCCAGACCAACGAGCACCCUUUCCCGAGCGUAUUCAUUCGGGCACCAGUAGUAGAGAAGCUGCUACCACACAUGGAUGGUAUUCAAACUGAGGAGGCGGCCAAGGAGGAGACGAUCGUUGCACCUUCGAAGGUUCCUAAGGACGAUGUCGCGCGGGCAGACUUCAACGCACAUGUCGAAAUCAUGGCAAGGCUUCCUGGUCGUGCCAAGGCUCUUGCAAAGAAUGGUGUUACUGUCAGCGAAGAAGGCGAAGCGGGCGACAUCAUUGCCGUGAGACAAGGAAAUGUUUUCGGCACAAGCUUCCAUCCGGAGUUGACGGGCGAUUCGCGCAUUCAUGCGUGGUGGUUGGAACAAGUACUCGCAGCAGUGGAGAAGCGGCAGAGUCUAGCGGUACGGUGA
This is a messenger RNA of Lasiodiplodia theobromae, 882 nucleotides long. Its product is annotated as Pyridoxine. The record is from RefSeq and is a predicted model, not a curated record. The transcript has 2 exons. Gene Ontology annotation, cellular component: glutaminase complex; cytosol. Gene Ontology annotation, molecular function: glutaminase activity. Lineage: Eukaryota; Fungi; Ascomycota; Dothideomycetes; Botryosphaeriales; Botryosphaeriaceae. Gene Ontology annotation, biological process: pyridoxal 5'-phosphate biosynthetic process; pyridoxine metabolic process. The coding region runs from base 1 to 882 and encodes 293 amino acids.